Sinocyclocheilus rhinocerous is the source of this 3033-nucleotide messenger RNA. RefSeq names its product inner centromere protein A-like. The record is from RefSeq and is a predicted model, not a curated record. The coding region runs from base 176 to 2818 and encodes 880 amino acids. Gene Ontology annotation, cellular component: kinetochore; chromosome passenger complex; meiotic spindle midzone. The transcript is spliced from 21 exons. Lineage: Eukaryota; Metazoa; Chordata; Actinopteri; Cypriniformes; Cyprinidae. Gene Ontology annotation, biological process: mitotic cytokinesis; meiotic spindle midzone assembly; metaphase chromosome alignment.
AGCGGGUGGCUGAAAAACAAGAGAGACAGUGGAGCCGAAAACAGAAAAUAGCUUCUAAUCUUAAAUUAGCAUCUAAUGUUUAUGAACAAAAUAGAAGCAAGGAUCAUAACUUUGGAUCAUCAAGUCUUUGUUUUUGCAGUGCGAUCGUGCAUAAAGGCUAAAGAGGGGCGGCAACAUGAGUUCCUUGCCGGAGGCCACACGCUCCCUCAUGGAGGUUUUUAAUGGGAAGCUGCAGGAUUUUACCAAAGAAAUUGACAAUGUCCACAUGUUGUGGCUGGAGGAGAUCCAGCUGGAAGCUUAUCGCAUGUUUUCCAGUGACUUCAGCACCGAGCCAGAACUCAUGCCAAAGACUCCAUCACAGAAAAAGACAAACCGCCGGAAACGGGUGUCUAUGGAGCUUAAUGAGUCUCGCAGCAAAAGACGUUUCUCCAAGGGGAAACGCAGCAACCUGCGUCGUUCUUCGGUCCAAAUGACCCUGAACAGCAUCUCUGAACUUGUUACGCCACACGUGCCGAACGACAGCUCUAAGAGCCUGAUGGAGGAACCUGCUCGUCGCACACGCCGCAACAAAACCACCGCCCCGGCUGAAACCGAACCUGUCAAACGCAGCACCCGAAACAAAGGCGGCGCCAAAGCCAAGGAGGUGGAAGAAGUGGCAGGGAACAUUCCAGAAGUGAAAGAAGCCGUUGAGGUGCAGGAUUCAGGCUCCAAUCAGCAUCAGGUCCUGGUGUCUGAAGCCAUGGUGAGGAUUCCCUCCUCGGAGAGUCUGUGUGCAGAUUCACUGCUGAACGCUGGUGUGUCUCCGGGACGAUCUGCUAAUAAAAUCCCCAUCGCUGCAUCUGGGUUGCAGACAACACCUCAAGGCUCGUCUCGGACGUCAGUUCGGCGCUCGCUGGUGGUGCGCCGUUCUCUGGUGGGCCUCAGGCAUAGCAUGACCCAGGAAGCUGUUCGCAGGGCAUCCCGACGCUCUUUCCUGAAGAAGAAAGCCAGACUGGGAAACUCGACCUGCAGCAGCUCCGUCAGCGAGGACAUUUGUAUGGAUGAUGGAACUGAGGAAAUGGAGAACAAAGAAGAACAGAUUGAUGCACCACAAAUGGUGACCGAACCAGCCACUGAAACCAAACCUGAACCAGAAAUCGUCCAAACUGAGGAACCUGAACCCGAGAAGACUGAAGAAAAGGAACCUGAGGUAAACGAAUACAAAGUUCCAGAAGAGAUUGCUGAAUCUCCCAGCACCACUGAGAACUAUCGCUUCACACGAUCCAUGGCUCGUACUUCAGAAACAGAUGACAGUGGAGGGUCAAAAUCCAAAGGAGAUGGCCGGCCUACACGCUUAGGCUCAAAGCGUCACGCAGCUCAGGAAAUCAACACACCCAAGAAGAAACAAUCUCCUUCAAAGAAGUGCCUUACGAGUAUCACUCCACACAUGCGCUCGUUCGUGCACACUGUGCAGAAGAACCAGAUGCUGAUGAUGACGCCUGGCUCUCUGGGCCGCAGCACCAUCAUGAAGUCCUUCAUCAAACAAUCUGCCACCAAAACUGACAUCAAGUUGGGCUCUGGCUCUGUGGAGCGAGAACGGCAGAAGUGGGACGCCUUGAACAAGAAAAUAGAACAAGAGAAUGAGCGAAAGAAAAAGACUGAGGAGGAGAGACGAAAGAAACAGGAAGAAAUUAAAAAGAAGCGGGACGAGCGUUUGAAACGGGUUGUUGAGGCUCGAGUGAAAGGUGAAAAGGAGAAGGAGCAAGAAAAGAAAAAGAAGAUCGAAGAAAAGAUGGCACAGCUGGAGAAGAAAAAUGACAUGCUGCGUGUUGAGCGGUUGGCUGAGGAGAAAGCCAAGAGGAAGGUGGCCACUAAACGACAGGAAGACCUGGAGCUGCGCAAGAAACAGGAAGAGGCAGCCAGACAAAAGAAACUUCAGCAAGUUGAGGAAGAGGAGCGGCGACACCAGGAAAUGCUGGCCAAACGCAAGGCUGAAGAGGAGCGAGAGAAGGCCCGCAAACUGGCCGAGGCCACCCGCGCUCUGGAACUGAAGAAGGAACAAGAGCGGGAGAAAGAGAAGGAGCGGGAACGCGAGCGGGAGCAAGAAAGACAGGCUGCAGCUGAGAAAGAAAGACUAGAGAGAGAGAAGGCUAUCGCUCUUCAGAAGGAACUGGAGAGAGCAGCCAGAGAGAAGGAGAGGAGGGAGAUGGAGGAGAAGAGGAAGAUGGAAGAGCAGAGACAGGCUGAAGUGGAGAGGGAAGCCCAAAGGAAAUGUGCUGCUGCUGCUGCAGCCUCAGCCCCGGCGCCCCCUACAGUUACGGCACAGGUCUCUGCCGCAAAAACACAUGCAGCUAAUAUGCUCAACACAACUAUAACUAAGAGUUCAGCUCUAAACAUGACUGUAGAUAUUGAGAGCUCUGUUCUGAAAACUCCAGUUGGGAAAGGAGCUGCUCACAAUAAGACCAUAGAUCACGGAGCUGGACUAAACGUGACCGUGGACAUUGAGCAGUCUCCACAGUCAUACCAGAUCACCCCUAAGGGCCAGAAAGUGACUGUUUUAAUGAAUCCUGAAGAUUACGGAAUGGACCAGAACAGUGAUGAUUCAACAGAUGAUGAAUCUGCGCCCAGAAAACCCAUCCCAUCCUGGGCUGAGGGUAUGCAGUUGCAGCAAGCCAUCAUGAAGCACUAUUACAAUCCACCGGAUCUCAAUUCAUAUUUCGGAGAACCUGAACCGCCCAAACUGGAGGCGAUCUUCAGGCAGACCAAGCCUCGCUUCUUUAAACGCACUAGCUCUGCUGUCUGGCAUUCUCCACCACGUUUGGGAAAUCUGGGCAAUUAAUAAGCAGAUGUAUUUUUUUUCCCCCUCUACUUUUAUUCUGUCGUCUUUUUUAUGUUGUUGUCUUUUAUACUCUAAGCUCACUUUAAUAAAGCCUUUUAAAAAUAUAUAUGUAAGUAGGUUAGAUUACACAAAAGAAGAUGGGGUUUGAUGCCAGUUUUCUGCCGCUGAGGGCAGAUUGGGAUGGGCUCGGUUUAAUUUACUUGCUUUUUUUUUUU